Molecule: messenger RNA, 2329 nt
Organism: Orycteropus afer afer
Lineage: Eukaryota; Metazoa; Chordata; Mammalia; Tubulidentata; Orycteropodidae
Gene: CHM
Product: CHM Rab escort protein
Biological process (GO): small GTPase-mediated signal transduction; intracellular protein transport; protein geranylgeranylation
Cellular component (GO): cytoplasm; Rab-protein geranylgeranyltransferase complex; nucleus
Molecular function (GO): GDP-dissociation inhibitor activity
Source: RefSeq, a predicted model, not a curated record
GUUUGCCUGAAUCCAUCAUUGCAGCUGCAUGUUCAAGAAGUGGCCAGAGAGUUCUGCAUGUUGAUUCACGAAGCUACUAUGGAGGAAACUGGGCCAGUUUUAGCUUUUCAGGACUAUUAUCCUGGCUAAACGAAUACCAGGAAAGCAGUGACAUUGUAAAUGAAAGCCUGGAAUGGCAAAAGCAGAUUCUUGAAAAUGAAGAGGCCAUUGCUCUUAGUAGGAAAGACAGGACCAUUCAACAUGUGGAAGUGUUUUGUUAUGCCAGUCAAGAUUUACAUGAAGAUGUCGAAGAAGCUGGUGCACUGCAAAAAAAUCAUGCUUCUGUGACAUCUGUGAACCUCACAGAAGCUGCAGAUUCUGUUUGCCUGCCUACAGAAGAUGAGUCAUUAAGCACUGUGAGCUGUGAAAUGCCUCCAGAACAAACUCCAAGCAGUAAUCCAGAGAGUGCCCCUGAAAUAAAUGAUGUCGAAGCAGUAGAGGAGAAAGAAAACCAUUGUAAUGAUAAAAUUUGUGUGCAGACAACAUCUGAAGAGGAAACAAGUGAAAAUAUGCCUACAGCAGAAUAUACUGCAGAGCAACCAAAGAAAAAUGUGAUUACUUACUCACAAAUUAUUAAAGAAGGCAGGAGAUUUAAUAUUGAUUUAGUAUCAAAGCUGCUGUAUUCUCGAGGAUUGCUAAUUGAUCUUCUAAUAAAAUCGAAUGUUAGUCGGUAUGCAGAGUUCAAAAAUAUUACCAGGAUUCUUGCAUUUCGAGAAGGAAGAGUGGAACAGGUUCCUUGUUCCAGAGCAGAUGUCUUUAAUAAUAAACAACUUACUAUGGUAGAAAAGCGAAUGCUGAUGAAAUUUCUUACAUUUUGUAUGGAGUAUGAGGAACAUCCUGAUGAAUAUAAAGCUUAUGAGGACAUUACAUUCUCUGAAUAUUUAAAAACUCAAAAAUUAACCUCCAACCUCCAAUAUUUUGUCCUGCAUUCAAUUGCAAUGACAUCAGAGGCAACCAGCACUACCAUAGAAGGCCUCAAAUCUACUAAACACUUUCUCCAUUGUCUUGGGCGAUACGGCAACACUCCAUUUUUGUUUCCUUUAUAUGGCCAAGGAGAACUCCCUCAAUGUUUCUGCAGGAUGUGUGCUGUGUUUGGUGGAAUCUAUUGUCUUCGUCAUUCAGUACAGUGCCUUGUAGUGGACAGAGACUCUAGAAAAUGUAAAGCAAUCAUAGAUCAGUUUGGCCAGAGAAUAAUAUCUAAGCAUUUUGUUGUGGAGGACAGUUACUUUUCUGAGAACACAUGCUCAAAUAUUCAAUACAGGCAGAUCUCCAGGGCAAUCCUGAUUACAGAUAGAUCUGUGCUAAACACAGAUUCAGAUCAACAGAUUUCCAUUUUGAUAGUACCAGCAUCGGAACCAGGAACUUCUGCUGUUCGGGUCAUUGAGUUAUGUUCUUCAACUAUGACAUGCAUGAAAGGCACUUAUUUGGUUCAUUUGACUUGUACAUCUUCAAAAACAGCAAGAGAAGACUUAGAACCAAUUGUGCAGAAAUUGUUUAUUCCGUAUACCGAAAUGGAGAUAGAAAAUGAAGAAAUUGAAAAGCCAAGACUUCUGUGGGCCCUUUACUUCAAUAUGAGAGAUUCUUCAGACAUCAGCAGGAACUCUUAUAAUGAUUUAUCAUCCAACGUUUAUGUCUGCUCCGGCCCAGACUGUGGUUUAGGAAAUGAUAAUGCAGUCAAACAGGCUGAAGCACUUUUCCAGCAAAUCUGCCCCAAUGAAGACUUCUGUCCACCUCCACCAAAUCCUGAAGACGUUGUCCUUGAUGGAGACAGUUUACAACCAGAGGCUUCAGAAUCGAGUUCCAUACUAGAGGCAAACUCAGAGACUUCCAAGGAAAGCCCAUACCUGGGAAACCCAGAGGAGCCCUCUGAAUAACACCAGAUUGGGUACCCUGCUUUGGAAAUGUCUCCUAACUUGAAUCUUGAUGGAAGAACUGUUUGAAAAAAAAAAAGUGAAAAAGCAUUAGCCAAUUAACAUGCAAAAUUACAAAUAGAGACAGGUCAUAGGAAUCCAAAGGAGGUUUUUCCUUAUAGGGAAAACACAUAACACAUAUAAAGCACAUUGACAUGUCUGCUUUAAGAUAUCAAACCUUUGGAAUUAGCUUAUAAAAAUUAAAAAUGUAUUGACUACCAGGAGUACAGCUAUGAAUUUUGAAAUGAUCCUAUGCAUUGUUAAUAAUUCUGUGGUUUUAGAACGGCUUUUGCUUGCCACUUUGGAUAUUUGUUUAAAAGCCACAUCUUCAGAAUUAGCUCACAUAUUUCUUUAAUUUUUAGAAUUCAAUUUUCUCUUUG